UAAUAAACGAUAGCACUUAUGCUUUAUCUAAAAGCGAAUCAGACGUCAUCUAUGUUAUCGGCUGUUCUAAUUGUUAAUCUAACCUGGAAUAAUAAUGUAAUUAUUAUCUUCCGCUCCUCUAAACUGUUAGCGUCUUUCUACUGAAAGCUUGAGGCUGAACGCUGUCUCUGCAGCCUGCAGGUCGAGAAAAUGUCGGGAAUCGAUGUCCAAAAGGGAGUUUGCAGGUGUUAAACAGGUAACCCGGGUGAAUAUCGCCCCCCCGUCCCGGCCCUGCAGGAGGGAUGCUGCGCCCAGCACCUCUGAGCUGGCCCACAGCCCAGGGGGACAGCAGCAGCGUCCUGUCCCCGUGUCUCCUUUCCAGUCGCCGUGCUGUGACGAGGAGGGCUGGGUCGUGGGGAGCCCAUGCGCAUGGGACAGCACCCGCGCCAUUCAGAGCUGCCGCCCCCACCUCCGGGAUCCCGGCACCAGACCCAGGGACCCUCCAGACGCAAACGGGCGGCGGCGGCGCGGCCGGUCUCGUACAGCCCGGGGCGGGGCAGAGAGCCGGAGUCCAGGGGCAGGAGGAGAGUCCGCUGCCGCCCCCCAGAGACAGGACCAGGCCAAGCUGCCGGCUGCUCAAGGCCAGGCUGAGGCCCCUGUGUCUGGCGGACGUCGGUGGCCCAACCGUGGGUCAGUGUCAAGGUAUCGUCCCUGGACACUUGUGCGGUCAGCGCAGGACCCCGGCACCCACAGUCCCGCAGGGCUGAGGACAGACAGGCAGGCAGGCGCCCUCUCUAGUGUGACGAAGACGACUCACCCUCAGCUGACUGCAUCUCCUGAAAUCUUCACUCCCAGAAGAUGGCGCUGUCUACUGGGCACCACUGUGGACAGGAACUGCAGUAAUGUGGAAGCUGGUCACACACAAAUAAACAGGAGCCUUUUUCCCCGUUUCCUGCUGCAAGCAGUCAUUUAUUGUCUGUAUGAAGGCACUGCCAAAGCCGGUCACCCUGCGACACAAAUUUCAACUGCAAUGUCACAUUAUCUACGCGAGCAGAGUGACGUCUCCCUCUCAGAGCCAGCGGCGAGCACACUGACCCCUUCAUCUUCUAACACGUCACUGUGCGCCACCUCUCCAAGCUGGUUAGUAACAUGACCCAGGCUCGAACCCGCAGCACAUGAAUCAGGGCGCAAAGGUAAGUCUCUUUACCAGCUGAGCCACUCUGCAGCUUCCUCUUGGCUCGUUUUAGGAAGGUCUA
Molecule: messenger RNA, 1235 nt
Organism: Lepisosteus oculatus (spotted gar)
Lineage: Eukaryota; Metazoa; Chordata; Actinopteri; Semionotiformes; Lepisosteidae
Source: RefSeq, a predicted model, not a curated record